AAUCUUUAUUUUAACUUUGUAGAAAAAGAGUUUCAUUUGAUGGCAGAAGUCACUAUAUAGUACUUGUUACUGCUUUUCCAUUUGAAUAUUUACAAAAUUUGUUUUCCUGAAUUUGAGAUAUAACAACAAUGGUGAAGCAUUCAACAUUUUCAGAUGUAUUUAAUUUUACAUGGAAUCAAGUAGCUAUAGGAUUAUGGCAACGUUAUCCUAAUGUUUACAGUAAACAUGUAUUGUCAGAAGAUGUGAUAUCCAGAAAAAUAAUAAAUGGUAAACUUCAUACAAAACGUUUAUUUACUAAAACAAAUCCUAUGCCUAAAGCUGGUGAAAAGUUUAUAACGGCCAGAAAUGUUUAUAUAAUAGAAGAGUCAAUUGUGGAUCCUAAGGAUAAAACGUUUGUUACUUAUACUAGAAAUGUGGGAAUGCAGAAAUAUGUGACAAUAGAAGAGAAAUGUUUUUAUCAACCAGAUAUUACAGAUAAAUCACUUACAGUUUGUAACAGAUGGGCCUUUAUUUCAUCAUCAUUCUUUGGACUAGGCCGUGUUAUUCAAACUUUCUGUACUCAGAGAUUUAAACAAAAUGUUAAGAAAUCAAUGAAGGGACUAAAUGAAACCAUGGACAAAUUGUUUAACCCAGAAGCAAACCAACAUAAUGAAUGUAGAAAGGAAAAAUUCAAGGAGAAAGCGAAAGCUGCAGUUGAAAAGGCUAAGAUUAAAACAUCCAAACAGAUGUGCUAAUUUUUUGAUGGAAUAUGACAUUGUACAUGUAUGCAAGCCUGGAUAGUGGAUAUAAUGUGCCAGUCAUUUACUUGAAACCUCUCAACUUUGUAUGGAACUUCUCCUCAUAUGCAUACCUUCAAUCAAUAUGAAAGUGCUCAUUUGUAAAAUAAGGGGUGUUUUUUGUAGUCUGUUAAAUUAUAUCCAGCCUAGAUAGUAUGACACAUUUACUUUAUAUUUUAAUAUGAUCUGCUGUAAGAGAAUGUUUGACAAUCUAAUGGAUUAGUUGUUAUAUUAGAACUGGUUUUAGGUGGUAUAAUUAUGAUAUUUUUAUAUAAAAAUUAUAACCCAGUUACUCAUGAUUUUAUGUUUUUUUCCAAAAUACAACAUGAUCAUAGUAAAAGCUUUUUAUACGCAU
Messenger RNA from Lottia gigantea (owl limpet), 1131 nucleotides. RefSeq lists its product as hypothetical. Lineage: Eukaryota; Metazoa; Mollusca; Gastropoda; Lottiidae. Bases 129 to 734 code for a protein of 201 amino acids. The record is from RefSeq and is a predicted model, not a curated record. The transcript is spliced from 4 exons. Gene Ontology annotation, molecular function: phosphatidic acid transfer activity. Gene Ontology annotation, cellular component: mitochondrial intermembrane space. Gene Ontology annotation, biological process: phospholipid transport.